Messenger RNA from Amborella trichopoda, 743 nucleotides. RefSeq lists its product as uncharacterized. The record is from RefSeq and is a predicted model, not a curated record. Lineage: Eukaryota; Viridiplantae; Streptophyta; Magnoliopsida; Amborellales; Amborellaceae.
GAUCUGGGUUGUUGCUAUCCCAAGCAAAACAAAAGAUAAGGUUUCUCGUUCUUUUUGGCUAAACUGAAAGAAAGAGAAAGAAAGAAGAAGAAAAUAUCACUAUUUCAGAAACCGGAAUUACGUCUCGACUUGGUAGAGAUCUAAUGCUGAGCCCCCUUAGUCCGAUUCAGGUGAACUCAGAUCCCACGGCGAACGCCAACUUAAGCCCCUUUCAGCAGUGGAGAAGUGCAUAUGAUUGCCUCCAAAAUACUUCCAAUUUAUGCCCAGGUAUAUACGAAUUGACUGAAGGAGGCUGGGUUAAUGUGAGCAGGAAUCAAACGGAUGAUUACUGCAAAAAUGGAUGCUUUGAUCAUACCAAAUGGGUGAUCACCUGUGUUUAUUAUUGCAAGCGUGACUAUGUGUUUAGAAAUGGGGCCACAAUCAAGGAUAUCAACUACACAGUUGCAAAUGGAUGCCUACAUGGUUUCAAUGGAACAACAUAUAUAAGCAGCUCAGGAAAGAUCCUUUGGAGCAAAUCCAUGGCAUUCAUCACCAUUGCAGCAACUUGGAUUCUCUAUAAAAGCAUGUAGUGUACCCCAACUCACCCCAUUUUCCACUCCCCAAAUAAAAAGAAAAUCAAACCAGUACAUAUGAAAAAAUAUUUACGUGAGAGAGAGACUUGGGAAAAAUAUGUACAUUUUUUCCUGUUUUCCUUUUCCUUGUCCAGACUAUUAUGUCAUCAUAAAUAGGGGUUAUGUUUAUGA